This is a messenger RNA of Cynara cardunculus var. scolymus (artichoke), 2090 nucleotides long. Its product is annotated as ATP-citrate synthase beta chain protein 2. The record is from RefSeq and is a predicted model, not a curated record. NCBI's taxonomy places the organism in Eukaryota, Viridiplantae, Streptophyta, Magnoliopsida, Asterales, Asteraceae. Gene Ontology annotation, molecular function: ATP citrate synthase activity. Gene Ontology annotation, biological process: acetyl-CoA biosynthetic process; fatty acid biosynthetic process; tricarboxylic acid cycle. The transcript is spliced from 17 exons. Gene Ontology annotation, cellular component: cytosol. The coding region runs from base 89 to 1915 and encodes 608 amino acids.
ACCUCACUGCUCGUCUAAAAAAAACCGCUCACAUAUUUGACGUGUUUCAACAAAUUCUUACAUACUCAGGUAUUUUUGAGCGAGCCCAAUGGCGACAGGGCAACUUUUCUCCCGUACGACACAAGCAUUGUUCUAUAACUAUAAGCAAUUACCAAUUCAGCGAAUGCUUGAUUUUGACUUCCUUUGUGGGAGGGAAACACCUUCAGUUGCUGGAAUCAUCAACCCUGGUGCUGAAGGAUUUCAGAAACUAUUUUUUGGCCAAGAAGAGAUUGCCAUCCCAGUACAUUCCACUGUCGAAGCUGCUUGUGCCGCACAUCCUACUGCUGAUGUAUUUAUAAACUUUGCAUCCUACAGAAGUGCUGCUGCUUCAUCCAAUAUUGCUCUCAAACAACCCACAAUCAGAGUUGUGGCUAUUAUAGCUGAGGGUGUUCCUGAAUCCGACACCAAGGAAUUGAUUGCGUAUGCAAGAUCAAACAACAAGGUUGUUAUCGGCCCUGCAACUGUUGGUGGUAUUCAAGCUGGAGCUUUUAAAAUUGGUGACACUGCAGGAACAAUUGAUAACAUUAUUCAAUCCAAACUUUACAGGCCAGGAUCUGUUGGAUUCGUCUCCAAAUCUGGUGGCAUGUCAAAUGAGUUAUACAACACAAUUGCGCGUGUAACAGACGGAAUUUACGAAGGUAUUGCUAUUGGAGGAGAUGUUUUUCCCGGUUCUACUCUUUCUGAUCAUGUUUUGCGGUUCAACAACAUUCCUCAGGUGAAAAUGAUUGUUGUUCUGGGGGAACUUGGUGGUCGAGAUGAGUACUCCUUAGUUGAAGCCCUUAAGGCCGGAAAAAUAAGCAAACCAGUAUGCGCUUGGGUCAGUGGAACUUGUGCUCGACUCUUCAAGUCUGAAGUUCAAUUCGGGCAUGCGGGGGCCAAGAGUGGUGGUGAAAUGGAGUCUGCACAAGCUAAAAACCAAGCACUUCAGGAUGCUGGGGCCAUCGUCCCGACAUCAUACGAAGCAUUUGAAGUUUCGAUCAAAGAAACAUUCGAGAAGUUGGCUGAGGAGGGCAAGAUUAGUCCCAUUAAGGAGAUCUCACCUCCACAAAUCCCCGAGGAUCUUAACACCGCAAUCAAAAGUGGCAAAGUACGAGCACCAACUCACAUUAUUUCAACCAUCUCUGAUGACCGAGGUGAGGAGCCAUGCUAUGCUGGCGUACCAAUGUCUUCAAUUGUAGAAAAAGGAAUGGGGAUCGGUGAUGUUAUUUCGCUUUUAUGGUUCAAACGCAGUCUUCCCCGCUACUGCACACAGUUCAUCGAGAUUUGCGUCAUGUUAUGUGCCGAUCACGGGCCAUGUGUAUCCGGUGCUCACAACACGAUUGUAACUGCAAGGGCAGGAAAAGAUCUCGUAUCCAGCCUUGUUUCUGGUUUGCUGACUAUUGGUCCUCGUUUUGGUGGUGCCGUUGAUGAUGCUGCUCGCUACUUCAAGGAUGCUUAUGAUAGGAAACUUUCACCAUAUGAGUUUGUUGAAAGUAUGAAAAAGAAGGGUAUUCGCGUUCCGGGUAUUGGUCACAGGAUCAAGAGAGGUGAUAACCGAGACAAGAGAGUCGAGCUGCUACAACUAUUUGCUCGCACCAAUUUCCCAUCAACCAAGUACAUGGAAUAUGCGGUUGAAGUAGAAACUUACACUCUCUCAAAGGCAAACAACUUAGUAAUGAACGUCGAUGGUGCCAUUGGUACCCUUUUCUUGGAUCUUCUCGCUGGUAGCGGAAUGUUCACGAAACAAGAAAUCGAUGAAAUUGUAGGGAUUGGUUACCUUAACGGGCUCUUUGUGUUAGCCCGUUCCAUUGGUCUGAUCGGGCAUACGUUCGAUCAGAAGAGAUUGAAGCAGCCGCUAUACCGUCACCCAUGGGAAGACGUUCUUUACACCAAGUAAUUCGUGUUGUUGUUUGUUUGUUUGUAUCAUUUAAUUAGCAUGGUUCGAUCGGAGUGGAGUCUUGUUUCGGAACUUUAGAAAUGAAAUAACAAGAUCGUGUUGUUGGUUCUCUUUGUACUAAUAUUUUUGUAGUUGUUAAUGUCGAAUGAAUACCAUGUUUUAGUCGUUGCCAGAU